AUGUCGAAUCCCACAGAGGAUCAAAAUGCUGUAGAUAAGAUAAAUGUCAGUUUAACAGAAUUAAGACAUAUGAGAAAGGGUGAGCUGAAAGAAAUGGCCUCCCAAUUAAUGUUAGAAAUUUCUAAUACAAUGAAGAAAUGUGACAUUAUAGCAUUGAUUGCAAAUCAUUUGGGUUUACCUGAUGUUCAGAGUGGGGGUGAAACCAUGAGUGAAAGCCAUGUCGUUAAUGGUGAAGUGGAAAUGGCGAAAAUUGAAUUGGAAAGAGAAAGACUGAAUUUCCAAAGAGAAGAGAAGGAAAGAGAAAGAGAGAGAGAAGAAAGGGAAAAAGAACGAGAAGAAAGAGAAAAAGAACGAGAGUUUGAAUUGAGAAUGUUAGAAUUGAAACAAGGCUUAUCCGAAGAUCAGGGUAGCUUUAGGCAACGGGGGGACAAUAACAGUCCCAAUUUUGAUAUUACUAAGCACAUAAGAUUAGUACCUAAAUUUGAUGAGGGAGAUGUAGAAUCUUUUUUCAUAGCGUUUGAAAAGAUAGCUAAUCGUCUUAAAUGGCCAAAAGAAUUUUGGACCUUAUUAUUACAAAGUGGGUUAACAGGGAAGGCCCAAGAAGUGUUUGCCUGCUCAUCAGAUGCAGUAACCGAUGAUUAUUUUAAAAUCAAGGAAUCUAUUUUAUCUGCUUAUGAGUUAGUGCCAGAAGCAUAUAGGCAGAAAUUUCGUAAACUAAAGAGGGUCCCUGACCAAAGUUUCGUAGAGUUUGCUAGGGAGAAGGAGAUGAUUUUCGAUCGAUGGUACCGAAGUCUCCAUCAAGAAAAUAACUUUGAUAAUUUGCGAGAAGUACUCUUGCUAGAGGAAUUCAAAAGAAGCAUACCAUCCGAGAUAAAAUUGCAUUUAGAUGAGAGAAAAGUUAUGGGGGCGAAAGAAGCAGCGAUUAUGGCUGACGACUAUGAGCUUACACACAAAAUUAGUGGUAGGUUUCACCUAUAUAGUAAAGAUAGAACCCAUAAUGAUAAGAGAUCCAAUGGUACUUCGAAACCUUUCCAAAAUAAGGGAUUUACGGGGGACAAGAAAUUCACAACUGGGGGUCCCACAUGCCAUUAUUGCAAAAAGAGAGGACACAUUAAGUCAGAAUGCUACAAAUGGAAAAAUGAUCAACAACGCUCUGAUAAAAAACCAGUUGCGUUUGCUAAGUCAAGCACACAUUGUCGGACAGAGAAGAUUGUAAAGGGGGUAGGUGAGUACGAUGUGAAACGGCCUAAACUGAUAGAUAAUGAAUUGCAGGGAUUUGAAGGAUUUGUAUUUACUGGUGUAGUUUCUCCUUGCUUAUCCAAAUCUGAGGGAAAAUCAGUCACAAUACUUAGAGAUACUGGUGCUACCCAAUCCUUAGUGUUGGCUGAUGCUAUAGCAUUACCUCAAUGUAGCUCAGAGAAUGCUAGUGCUUUAAUUCAGGGCAUAGAUGGAAGUUAUCUUACCGUUCCCUUGUAUAAGAUUCACUUGAAAUGCGGUUUAGUUACAGGUCCAGUUACGGUGGGCGUGGUUAAAACCUUACCUAUCAAGGGUGUUAGCUUUGUGCUAGGAAAUGACCUGGCUGGGGAAAGGGUGUCGGUACCUCCUGUAAUCUUGAAUGCACCUGUGGUUGAACCCUUGACAGAAAAUUUAGAAGAGGAAUAUCCUGGGAUUUUUCCAGCAUGUGUUGUGACUCGUUCGCAGGCACACAUGGAUAGCAAGGUGCUUGAUGCAAGAGACAAUGUUUGCCUUGCAGAUACUUUCUUUGCUAAUUUAGAUGCACCAAGUCUUAGUGAAGCAGUACCUCAGGAUGGGGUUAUUGAUAGAACAACCUUAAUUAAAGGGCAACAAGAAGACCCUGACUUAUUAAAUUUAAGAAAUACCGCACUUUCUAUAGAUGAGGCCAGAGAUAUCCCAGAAUGUUAUUACAUGAAAGAUGAUAUUUUAAUGAGAAAGUGGAGACCUCCUCAAAGGCCAGCUGACGAAGAAUGGAGUGUAGUCCAUCAAAUUAUAGUCCCUCCAGGUUAUCGUAAAAAAAUCCUAAGAUUAGCCCAUGAGAUUCCUAUGGCUGGACAUUUGGGAAUUAGGAAGACCCAGGCUAGGAUAAGCAAUCAUUUUUACUGGCCUAAACUACACAAGGAUGUAGUACACUUUUGUAAGACAUGUCAUGUUUGUCAAAUCAUUGGGAAGCCACAGCCAUCUAUUAAACCAGCCCCUCUUAUUCCCAUCCCAGUGUUUGAAGAACCAUUUAGUCGGGUUAUUGUGGACUGUGUUGGCCCAUUGCCCCGCACUAAGUCAGGAUACAAUUAUUUAUUGACUAUUAUGGACUUAUCAUCACGUUUUCCCGAAGCUAUUCCCCUCAGGAAAAUAGGCUCUAAAUUUGUAGUUGAAGCCCUGCUACAAUUUUUCACCAGAUAUGGUCUACCUAAAGAAAUUCAAUCCGACCAAGGGUCCAAUUUCAUGUCUGGUCUGUUUCAAGAAGUGAUGUCUGAGUUAGGUAUUCACCAAAUUAAAUCUUCAGCGUAUCAUCCUCAGUCUCAAGGUGCGCUUGAAAGGGACGUGCCAAAUGAAUCAACAGGAUUUAGUCCUUUUGAGUUGGUUUAUGGUCAUGACGUUAGAGGUCCUUUGAAAUUAAUUAAAGAACGAUUCCUAAAUCAUGAUGAUGAAACAAACCUACUAGAUUAUGUUUCCACAUUUAGGGAGAGGCUUUCACAGGCUUGUGAAGUAGCCAGAAAUCAUCUCAAAGAUUCCCAACAGUCUAUGAAAGAGCGAGCGGACAAAAAUGCCGUAGUUCGUACUUUUAAUGCCGGAGACAAGGUAUUAGUUCUCCUACCUAUUUUUGGCGAACCUUUAGAGGCUAAAUUUAGUGGACCUUACGUCAUCAAAAAGAAACUCAAUGAUGUGAAUUAUGUAGUAAGUACUCCCGAUAGGAGAAAAAGUCAGAGGGUAUGUCAUGUCAGUAUGCUCAAACCAUAUCUUGACCGACAACCUAUGGUUUGUGUAAGUAGGGUAGUGGAAUCUGUAGAUGAGAGUGUUGAACCACUGAAGGAAAAUGAGCUAAACGAUUCUCACAUGGACGCUGUGACUGCUAGGUUGUCAAAUUCUGAAAUUUUAGAGAACAUAGAUAAUUACCUCGCUUACCUAGCCCCUACACAUAAACAUGAUAUAAGUGCCUUGCUUACCAAAUAUCAUAAGAUCUGUACAGAUAAAUUGGGUUGUACAACUGUAGCCACCCAUGAUGUUGAUGUUGGAGAUUCCAAUCCCAUCCGACAACACCCAUACAGACUUAGUCGGGACAAAUUAUUGUUAAUCAGACAAGAA
Molecule: messenger RNA, 3318 nt
Organism: Anneissia japonica
Lineage: Eukaryota; Metazoa; Echinodermata; Crinoidea; Comatulida; Comatulidae
Exons: 2
Biological process (GO): DNA integration
Molecular function (GO): nucleic acid binding; zinc ion binding
Source: RefSeq, a predicted model, not a curated record